AUGUGGGGUAGACAUAAAGGGGAGAUGGCUACAACCUUGGCAAACAAGAUCAAAUACGUGGGAUACACAAGUAAACCUAACGAUGCAAAUGAAAUGUGGAUUUCUAUAGCUGAAACAAUCCGAAGAGUAGCAAAAGAAACUUUAUGGGUGUUUACAGGAAAACCAAAAGUGCAUAAAGAGUCGUGGUGGUGGAACGAGGAGGUGCAAAGGAAGAUAAAGGAAAAAAAAAAGAGAUUCAAGGAACUUAUGGCUUACACAGUGGAGGAGGAUAGGAUACAUAAGAAAGAGAGCUAUAAAGAAGCAAAAUGCACGGCAAAGAAAGCGGUAGUAGAGGCUAAAAGUCGUGCGUAUGCGGACUUUUAUCAAAAGCUGGAUACCAAAGAGGGAGAGAAGCAUAUUUUUAAGUUGGCAAAAGCUAGGUCUAUGCAGAGGCAAAACUUAGGGUCAAUGAAGUACAUCAAGGAUGAGGGCAAACGAGUUCUCUUUAAACAAGAAGACAUCAAAAUGCGGUGGCAUCAGCAUUUUUCCCAACUGCUCAAUGAGACUAGGGGAGUAAAGGAGGAAGGUCGAAAAGCUUUUGAAAUCAAAAGAACUCUUGAUCAUGGGUCGAUUAGUGAUAUUACCACAUAG
Amaranthus tricolor (Joseph's coat) is the source of this 630-nucleotide messenger RNA. RefSeq lists its product as uncharacterized. Lineage: Eukaryota; Viridiplantae; Streptophyta; Magnoliopsida; Caryophyllales; Amaranthaceae. The record is from RefSeq and is a predicted model, not a curated record. Bases 1 to 630 code for a protein of 209 amino acids. The transcript has a single exon.